UAAAUUGGUUUUUGAAACAUAUACUGCAAAUUUGAAAUAGAAAGCGAAUUCAGGAUGAAGUCCAUUAUUCCAACGACGUUCAUACAUUUUUCGACUCAUGUUCUCAUGGUCGUUGUAAUCUUCCAACAUUCGGAAUGUGCUGUUAGCUAUGACGAUGAUGUUGAAUAUGAAGUUCUCCCUACUUAUUGCUGUUCCGAUUUUGAAGAUGCUGUUUUGGACGUGUGCGGGGAAGAUAACUAUGAUAUAGACUGGUAUUCUGGUGACGCCCAAGAUUGCUGCAUCUUAGGUUGCUCAGAUUGGGCACUUUCACAGUUAUGCAUCACUCCUCCUGUUUACCCUAUACCAACACUCCCUACUUAUUGCUGUGACGAUCUUGAAGAAGCUGUUUCUGAAGUGUGCGGGGAGAAUAACUACUAUCCUAUUGAUUAUUAUUCCCCUGAGUCCCAAAUUUGCUGCUACUUAGGUUGCGAUGAGGACGAUCUUUCACAGUUCUGCAUUGACUAUAACAGUAUGCACGAUCCUGCGUCAAGCCUUACGGAAGAAACCGACCCAAGCCUUAUGAGUGCAGACAGUGAAGAGCUUAUGGAAACAAACGACCAAAGUCUUACGAAAACAACCACCUCAAGCCUCAUGAGUGCACAGACUGAAAACUAUGCGGCAACAACCGACCCAACCCCUACAACUCCCUAAGCGACUCUCUUCCGAGGAUAACACUGGCUAGACAAGGCAAGAUCUCGGAAAUGAAAUUGACACAGGGUGAACACAGAUAGAAGAAUUAGCGUUUAAAAAACUAAUGUAUUUUUCUGAAUAGCAUAAAGUGAAUCACACAUGUACAAUUUACGUUUUAAACUGUGCCACAAAUAAAAAUAUUUGAAAUAUUUGGAUA
Molecule: messenger RNA, 886 nt
Organism: Belonocnema kinseyi
Lineage: Eukaryota; Metazoa; Arthropoda; Insecta; Hymenoptera; Cynipidae
Exons: 3
Coding region: 55-690 (211 amino acids)
Source: RefSeq, a predicted model, not a curated record